AUGGAGAAGACAGAUGCCAAAGACCAGUCCUCUCAGGGAGAGGAAGAGAAAGACCCUCCAAAGAGCCACCCCUACUCUGUGGAGACCCCAUAUGGCUUUCAUUUAGACCUGGACUUCCUCAAGUACGUGGAUGACAUUGAGAAGGGAAACACCAUCAAAAGGAUUCCUAUCCACAGAAGGGCCAAGCAGGCCAAGUUUAGCACUUUGCCCCGAAACUUCAGCCUUCCUGACAGCAGGGCUCGCCCCCAUGCUGCUCUUCCCCACCAAAACUGGUCCCCAGUGGUGCCAAGGAAGGUGCCGCUGGGGACAGAGGAGCGAGCCCAGUCGUUGCCACCUGGUGAACAUGUGCAAGCCUCCACCAGCGGGAGUGACGUGAGCUACCACAGGAAGGCCCUGCUGGCGGAGACAGCCAGACAUUUGGAGGCUGCAGCCCCCAGGGAGGCUGAGCUGGCCUCCGGGAGUGGACGGCCCCAGCUCUUGAGGGCAUCCAGCAUGCCAGCCACACUGCUGCAAAACAGGGCCUCUGAGGACCCAAGCCUAAACUCAGGUCCCCCCACACCUCCUGCCCUCCCUCCCCUUCAGGGUGAAGGCAAUGUCUGUGAUGGCACCUUUGGCCCUGCAGAUGGAUUUGCGGGCUUUCAAAACUCCACCCCACGAGCAACAACUCAACCCAAAGUCAGAGAGUUUGGGGACCUGGUGCCAGGGAUUCCAGAGCUGGUCCAGAAAGGCGCUGAGCCUCCAGAGGAUGCAGAUGAUGAGGAGGCUCCAAAUCACCUCUCUUUCCCAAGUCCUCCCUUCUCAUCCCAGGAUGCACUGAUAGUUCUCGAGGAUGAAGAAGAUGAACACAAAACCCCAGAAGCAGAGGUAGUGGUCACCCCUGGCUCCCCAACACCAAGUCCCCCACCUCUGCCAUCACCCAUCCCUGAGAACGAGUUCCCCCUAGAAGAAAUAGAGCUCAACAUCAGCGAGAUCCCACCCCCACCACCUGUGGAGAUAGACGUGAGAAGCAUUGGCGUCCGGGUCACGGAGGAAAGCCUGGGCCUCCCCACGAUGGAUCCCGUCAGCAUCUCCAGCCUGAAGCAACAGCUGUCUGCCCUUGAGGGUGAGCUAUCUGGAAGAACUGAGGAACUGGCCCAGGUCAGAGCUGCCCUCCAGCAGCAGGAGGAGGAAAUCAAGGCUAGAGGGCAGAGGAUUCAAGAACUAGAGUGCACUGUAGCUCAACUGGCAGAUAAGCUUAGCCAUGAGAACGCCAAAGAUGCUCAGGGCCAGACUGACGCCGUGGUCAACACUGACCCCCUCCAUGGACUCUUGACCAGGGAGUUGUGUGACAAGAGCAUUGAGGUCAACCUUCUGGGCAGCACAGGAUCUGAAAGCUGGAGGGCUGGAGGAGAGGAGAAUGGGCUCUUAUGGGGGCAGGACAGCCACAAACCGGGGGAUUGGAGCCCAGCAGAAUUCAUGCCACCAUCUCAGCUCUCACUGCCACAAGGACCCGAGAUGGUCCUCACGCCCUCUUUACAUAGCUGCCUCUCCACUGAGCUGAGGAUCGAAGAAACAGGCUCUGAGCUUGAGGGGGACCCUCAGGUGGGAGCCAAGGGUCUGGGCAAGGGACCAGGAGGCUCUCCAUGGAGCAGUGAUAGAAAGACUCCUCCGGCAGGGAGGGAGGAGGCCAGUUCAGAGCUGCCAGGGAAGGAGCGCCCAGGGAGGCCAUCAAGUUCACCAACAGAUGCCACUAUUGGGCAAUAUGUUAAGAAGAUCCAGGAACUCCUGCAGGAGCAAUGGAGCUGCCUGGAGCACGGGUACCCGGAGCUGGCCAGUGCCAUCAAGCAGCCUGCCUCCAAGCUCAGCAGCAUCCAGAGCCAGCUACUCAGCUCCCUCAACCUGCUGCUGUCUGCCUACUCGGCCCACGCUCCACCCCAGAAGGAGCCCUCGGCCCCCGCCUCCUCUCCGCUGAUGGAGAUCUCCCCGUCGACCAGCCUUAAGUCCAUAAUGAAAAAGAAAGACUAUGGCUUCCGUGCAGGAGGUAAUGGGACCAAAAAGAACCUUCAGUUUGUUGGGGUUAACGGUGGCUAUGAGACCACCUCAAGCGAGGAGACCAGCGGUGAGGACAGCUCCCCGGAAGACUUGUCUGACAGCGAGGCUGAGAAGAAAUGUGAUGGCACAGAACACAAGCGGGGCAAGGAGGCCCACCCCGGCUGCAAGGCCGGGCAGGGCAUCCCAGAGGGCACCAGCACCUCAGGCCAGGACGGUGGGCCUCCUGAAGACCUCUCCCAUCCCAAGGCUGAGAGAUAUAAGCCUUCAGAAGAAUUCCUCAGUGCAUGCCGGGCAUUGAGCCAACAUCUGCCAGAAAGUGGGGCCACCACCGACCAACUCUUGAGGCAGAGCUUGAACACCAUCAGUCAAGAGUGGUUCCGCAUCUCCAGCCGGAAGUCGUCUAGCCCUGCUGUGGUGGCGGCCUACCUCCGUGGGGUCCAGCCCCACUCCCCACACUUCCUGAAGCUGCUUGUGAACAUGGCAGAUGGCAACGGGAACACGGCUCUUCACUAUAGCGUGUCUCACUCCAACUUCUCUGUGGUGAAGCUGCUGCUGGAGACAGGUGUCUGCAAUGUUGACCAUCAGAACAAAGCCGGCUACACUGCCGUGAUGAUCACUCCCUUGGCUUCUGCAGAGACCGACGAAGACAUGGCUGUUGUCUGGAAGCUCUUAAGAGAAGGAAAUGUGAACAUCCAAGCUACUCAGGGAGGCCAGACUGCCCUGAUGCUGGGAGUCAGCCAUGACAGGGAGGACAUGGUCCAGGCAUUGCUCAACUGCCAGGCAGAUGUCAACCUGCAGGACCACGAAGGAUCGUCAGCCCUCAUGCUGGCCUGUCACCACGGCAACGCCGACAUGGUGCGGCUGCUCCUGGCACACCCGGCCUGCGACAGCAGCCUGACCGACAAGGCUGGCCGAACAGCUCUGUCCAUCGUUCUGAAAUCACCCGCCCAUGUGGAAAUUGCAGGGCUUCUGCGGGCCCACGCAGAGCAGGGCAGGUCCCUGGGGCCGUAG
Messenger RNA from Puma concolor (puma), 3042 nucleotides. It is a transcript of the gene KANK4, whose product is annotated as KN motif and ankyrin repeat domains 4. The record is from RefSeq and is a predicted model, not a curated record. NCBI's taxonomy places the organism in Eukaryota, Metazoa, Chordata, Mammalia, Carnivora, Felidae. Gene Ontology annotation, cellular component: cytoskeleton; cytoplasm. Gene Ontology annotation, molecular function: protein binding. Gene Ontology annotation, biological process: negative regulation of actin filament polymerization.